AAACUCAGCUCAAAAGCUAGUGGACUUGCGCGCUCAUGAAGAACUUUGAUCUUUUCUAUUACCGCAGUUCUUGAUGCUCAAGUCUGAUUUCCGGUAGCAAGAAAGCUGUUCCUUCCUUGUUUGGAAGCUGCGAUAGCAGGCACGUGCCAGCUUCACCUUCUGUCUGAAGCGACAUAUCCAUCCCACAACAUCACUCGUUCUUCAUCAAACGUCAGGACCAUGAGAGAAUCUCUCAAACGCCAACGACAAGAUCCGCAAGUCUCGGGAGUGGAACCAGUCGUGAGAGCAAGAUCUGACCCGUUGCAUCCGGUGCAAGCUCCCAGUUCUAUUCCCCCAAGCUCUUCUACUGUCUCUAUGCACCCAAUUAUUCCCCUUUCGAGCUCGCCUCUUGCUCCGGAGUUCCCAGAAUUAUUUGUUUCUUCAAGCUCGCCGCCUCCAAGACCUUUCCCCAAGCAAGCCUCAAGAGGAGAGCCUCCUGCCAUGACUAAAGACAUCCCUUUCAUCGAGACAAUGGGAGUGCAGACUGUGAAGAUACUCGCAAACAACAAGUCGCAGCAACGCAAGGUAUAUUCGGCACAUAGGAAUCUCAUCAUCGCGGCCUCAAGUAUCAUGAAGGAAUGGCUCGAAGAUCCAGAAUUCCAGGACGAGCUCUACUUUGAGCAAGAUGCUUUGAUCGAUGUCCAAGAUUUUGUGAACCUGCUUUAUUGCGAUCGGAAGCGAAUCAUUGACAGAGAACGAACACACGAAGACUAUCUUCGGCUGUAUCGAUUCGCGGAUAAAUACAAAGUUGAUGGACUAAGAGACAUUGCAAUGGAUGGGUUGCAAGAUAAGCUGAAGGCGAAGGGUGCUUUUCUCUCAAGUAUAUCAGACAUGGGGAAGGCUUUUAGCUGCACCUCGAAGGGCCCCCAAAACAAAUUGUAUCGGUUCUACACCGCAAUGCUGGCUCAUACGCAUCUCGGGGUUGGACUUAAAGAUACCGCAAGAGUCGUUCGGAGCAUGCGCGUUUUCCCUGAUCUGCUUGAAGAUUGGCUUGAAUUUCAGCAUUGUGAACACGAAAAACAGCCUGCUUUACGUCUCUUCGGCAGGGAUCCUCGGAAGCGAGUCGAAAAGGCUGACGAUACUACUGGAUUCCCAAUUUGCUACUUUCACGUCCACCCACCAGAGCAAGAGUGCCCCACGAAGGCAAACCAUGGCGCUGGUGGACGAGGUUAA
Messenger RNA from Mollisia scopiformis, 1212 nucleotides. RefSeq lists its product as uncharacterized. The record is from RefSeq and is a predicted model, not a curated record. Bases 220 to 1212 code for a protein of 330 amino acids. Lineage: Eukaryota; Fungi; Ascomycota; Leotiomycetes; Helotiales; Mollisiaceae. The transcript is spliced from 2 exons.